AUGGCGACUGGAAUUUUCAGCCAACGAGCUGGGCUAUGGGCCCUGAUUGUGCUCGCAAUUAGUAUUUUGUACAGAGCCUACGUGCACAACAUCAUUUUUGUCACAAUCGGAAUCGGCCGAGAGAUCCAAUCGAUUGAUGAAUUCCCAUGGACCUGCACUCGCCUCCAGCAUCCUCUCUUAGAAGGAUGUGAGGAUAUGUGGCUAGACGACCAAGGGCGAAAGCUGUAUGCAGCAUGCAACUCGGUAGAAUCCAGACAGGGAUGGUGUCCGGGUGGCGGCAAAUACAACAUCUCCGCGAGAUCCCGCACGGAUCAUAUCGCAGUGUUGAAUAUUGACGAGCCUGGCCCGGACGGGCUUUACGGCCUCCACCAGCUCAAAGUUGGUGGUUAUGACGACGACCUGGAUCUUAUUGCAUUCGAUUCGAUUCUACAACGGGGGGAGUUCCUUGAUGCCUACGCCGUUGGAGCGAACUCCACGAUUGAGAUAUUUGAUUUGGAUGAGGCCUCGGAGACACUGGAUUAUGUCAAGACUGUAGCCAGCGACGCGAUCAUCUCGCCUAACAACUUGGCUGUUGACAAUGAUGGUCUGGGCUUCGUGAUCACCAAUGACCACAACGCCAAGGUCGGCACUUUUAUAGAAUUGGAAUUUUUGAUUGGCGGCGGAAGCCUCACCUAUUGUCGAUCUGACACAGGAGAGUGCCAUGUCGCUGCCAAGAAGGGAUUUUCCUUUGCCAACGGAAUCGCCCAAGAGAACGGGCUUUACUAUGUGGCUCAUUCAGUGACUGGACUCGUGACUGUGCACAAAUUAGUGGGCGAACAGUUGGUUCAAGUUGACAAAAUCCACACGGGAUUACCACUGGAUAACCUGUCUCUCGAUGCAGAGGGGAACCUCCUGGCUGCCGCAAUUCCGGAUUCCAUUACAUUUGUGAAGUCUAUAGAGAACCCACGUGAGCUUGUUGCUCCUGCUACCGUUCUCGCGGUCAAUGGAAUAUCCACUCAGCUGGGAACUCAUGGUGGGAAGGGAUGUGAGGUCUCGAAGCUUGUGGAGGACAGAGAUGCCAAAUGGCUUCCUAGUUCGACUGUUGCGGUGAAAGAUGUGAAGUCGCACCGCUUGUUCCUUGGGGGUGUCGUCUCGCCAUUUAUAACCAUAUGUGAGCAGAGUAUUUAG
This is a messenger RNA of Penicillium mononematosum, 1167 nucleotides long. RefSeq lists its product as uncharacterized. The transcript has 2 exons. The coding region runs from base 1 to 1167 and encodes 388 amino acids. The record is from RefSeq and is a predicted model, not a curated record. NCBI's taxonomy places the organism in Eukaryota, Fungi, Ascomycota, Eurotiomycetes, Eurotiales, Aspergillaceae.